AUGCUUGCUUCUAGAUUGAGCGCUGUCAUCGGGAAUAUCAUUUCAAUUAAGCAAACUGAGUUUAUUCCGGGUAGAAAUAUUUUGGAUGGGGUCUUGAUGGUUAAUAAAGUUUUAGAUUUAGCGAAAAGAGAGAAGAAAAUUUGCUUAGUUAUGAAGGUUAAUUACAAAAAACCUUAUGACAACAUGAGUUUGAAGUAUCUAAGGUUUCUUCUUAUCAAGAUGGGGUUUGGAAAAAAUUGGCGUAGUUGGAUGGAGGCUUGUGUCUUUAAAAGUUCAAUGUCAGUUAUGGUUAACGGUAGCGCUACUGAUGACUUUAAGGUGGAACGUGGGCUUCGUCAAGGAGAUCCGUUAUUUCCUUUUCUCUUUGUUAUAGCUAUGGAAGGUUUAACUGGGUUGGUGGACACAACUAUGGAGCAAAAGGAAUUCAAAGGCUUUAAGAUUAAUGAUAAGGAAUAUGUUGAUAUCCUCCAAUUCGUAGCCGAUACCAUAAUUCUUUGUGAUAGAGGAAGCGGCCAUUUGUGA
This is a messenger RNA of Lathyrus oleraceus (garden pea), 522 nucleotides long. RefSeq names its product secreted RxLR effector protein 78-like. Bases 1 to 522 code for a protein of 173 amino acids. The transcript has a single exon. NCBI's taxonomy places the organism in Eukaryota, Viridiplantae, Streptophyta, Magnoliopsida, Fabales, Fabaceae. The record is from RefSeq and is a predicted model, not a curated record.